Calliphora vicina (urban bluebottle blowfly) is the source of this 1203-nucleotide messenger RNA. RefSeq names its product odorant receptor 94a-like. Gene Ontology annotation, molecular function: olfactory receptor activity; odorant binding. Gene Ontology annotation, biological process: detection of chemical stimulus involved in sensory perception of smell; sensory perception of smell. Gene Ontology annotation, cellular component: plasma membrane. Bases 1 to 1203 code for a protein of 400 amino acids. NCBI's taxonomy places the organism in Eukaryota, Metazoa, Arthropoda, Insecta, Diptera, Calliphoridae. The record is from RefSeq and is a predicted model, not a curated record. The transcript is spliced from 4 exons.
AUGAUUAAAACGCAAAAACCUUUAGAAAACUCCGCCAUAAAACAAUGCGAUAGAAUCUUUGCUGUACGCGGUUUACUUAAACUAAUGAAAAUCAUGGGCAUGUGGCAAUGGAAAAGGGAAUACACUAAUGAAAGUGAAUUUCAAAAAUAUCAAAGAUUACAAAACAUACAAAGAUUCUGCAUACACCUGCCCAUAACCUUCACCUACAUCACACUCAUGUGGUUGGAGGUGUUCCUAGCACCGGAUUUGGAUCAGGCUGGCGAUGUUCUCUACAUGUCAUUCACCGAGUUAGCUUUAGUUGUGAAAGUUUUCAAUAUUUGGCACUAUUCAAUGAAGGCAUGUAAUUUCAUCAAUGAAUUGGCUUAUGGAGAGCACUUUAAGCUAAUCAGAGCUGAAGAAGUGGAGCUGUGGCAACGCAAACAAAAACAGUUUCGCUAUUUAAUAGUAGUUUUUCUAACCUCCAGCAUCUUUACGAUUACGGCCGGUUCGGUGGGUGUGUUAUUUAGUGAUGGCCAUCAGUUGCCCUUUGCCUAUUGGGUUCCUUUUGAGUGGCACAAGGACAAUAGAAACUAUUGGAUUGCCUACCUUUAUAGUGUGUUUGGCAUUGGGGUGACUGCUGUUACGAACGUUUGUAUGGACAUGAUUGGUAGCUAUUUUCUAUUUCAUACUUCGCUGUUGUAUCAGCUAGUGGGUUUGCGUUUAUCGCAUCUGAAGGCUGCUGCGGAGGAAGAUGUACUGAAGGAAUUGAGGAUAAUUUUUAAAUUUCACAAACAUGUUAGGAGAAUGACCCGAGAAUGUGAGACAUUGGUAUCAUCGUAUGCUCUGUCACAAAUUGUUUUAAGUGCCUUUAUUUUAUGUUUCUGCGGUUAUCGGAUACAAAAGAUAAACAUUUCGGAAAAUCUUGGUCAAUUCUAUUCGAUGUUACAAUUUUUGUUUGUUAUGAUUUUGGAAAUUUUUCUGCCCUGCUAUUUUGCCAACGAAAUAACUUGGAAUUCCUCACAACUGUGUACGCAAGUUUAUAGCUCUGAGUGGUUAAAAUUUUCAGUACCCACUCGUAAACUUGUUUAUUUGUAUAUGGAGUUUGUGAAGCACCCGGAAAAAGUAAAAGCUGGUAAUUACUUUGAUGUUGGUCUGCCAAUAUUUACAAAGGUGAUGAAUAAUGCUUAUUCCUUUUUUGCUCUUAUAAUGAAUGUGGAGAAGUAA